This is a messenger RNA of Tyto alba (common barn owl), 10276 nucleotides long. It is a transcript of the gene NUFIP2, whose product is annotated as nuclear FMR1 interacting protein 2. Gene Ontology annotation, molecular function: RNA binding. Lineage: Eukaryota; Metazoa; Chordata; Aves; Strigiformes; Tytonidae. The record is from RefSeq and is a predicted model, not a curated record. Gene Ontology annotation, cellular component: nucleoplasm; cytoplasmic stress granule. Bases 635 to 2608 code for a protein of 657 amino acids. The transcript has 4 exons.
CCCCCCUUCCACCCUCGGGCUUUCCAACAACCUGACUGUGAUAUUUUUUUUUUUUUUUUGGGGGGGGGGGGGAAGGUUAAUCAGUCAAAAUCUCCAGCGCUCCUCCGCGAAGCGGGCAGGAACGUUUGUCAGAACCCGCUGUUGCCCUCACCGAGGCCGGUAAGUCGGACACGCUCGGCCAAGGCAGCUCACCCCGCCGCCCUUCCCCCGCGGCGCUGCCGCUGCUCCCCCUUCGCAUCCUGAAGCAAAUCCCCCCCCCAGGCCCGACGGAGCGGCGGGGGAAGGAGAUGGCUCCGGUUCGGUAGCAUGGCGGGGGGGGGGGGGGGGGGGGUGAAGCCGUCCCGCUCCGAGGCGGGGAAGAGCCGGGCGCUUCCUUUUCCGCCGGGGCGGGGCGGGGCGGGGGGCGGGCGCGGCGGCGCGGCUCGCUGAUUGCAGGGCGGGCGCUGCCAGUCCCGCCGCCUCCCCCGCGCCAGCCGCGUCCCAGCGCCGGAGCCGCACGGGCCCAGCAGCGAAACCCUCAAACAACAUCCCUCCUCCCCCCCCCCCCUUUUUUUUUUUUUUUUUUUUUUUUUUCUUUUUUUUUUUUUUUUCUUUCCUCCUUUCCUUCUCCUCUCUCUUCCUUUAGCCGCCCCCCAUGGAGGAGCAGCCCCACCACCAUCACCACCAUCAUUAUUAUUACUACGGCCACCACCACCACCACCACCACCACCCCCCGCAGAGCGCCUACCUGCCGCCGCCCGACGGCCGAGCCCAGCCCAAGCCGCCGCUCCGACACGAGCACAAGCACCAGGACACGCCGAAGCGGAGAACAGGCUAUGGAGAGCUAAAUGGUAACGCAGGAGAAAGAGAAGUGUCAUUAAAGGGCCUGUGCUCUGAUGAAACCACCACCCCAGGAUCCAGGGUACCCAAUGGCAGCCAGCAGCUUGUAGACACUAAUGUGACCCCAAAGCAGACUGUGAAGGCCGGGGCUUUGGGGAAAGCUGGAAUCAAACCCAAGAACUUCAUUCAGAAAAAUAGCAUGGACAAAAAGAAUGAGAAGUCCUACGAAAAUAAACUUAGAGAAAGCCAGCCCUCAGACAAGCCAGAGGGAGUGUCUAUUCCAAAUGGUGUGGUAACAAAUAAUUCUAGCUAUAUCACGAAUGGCUACGUAGGCAAAGGGGCCGAUAACGAUGGUAGCGGCUCCGAGAGUGGAUAUACUACGCCUAAAAAACGGAAAGGCAGGCGCAACAGUGCCAAGGGUUGUGAGAACUUGAAUCUAGUACAGGACAAAAUAAUGCAACAGGAGGUCAGUGCACCAACCUUGAAACAGGAACUUGAGAGUUUCAAGUCUGAUUAUAGUGAACAAAAGGGGAACCGAAUUGAAAAUACUAAACCUGUUUGGAAAUAUGAGGCUGGGGCUGGUGGAGCAGGCCGGGGGAAGCCUGGGCUUGGGGAUGUACAGCGAAAAAACUCUGAUGCCAAACCUGGGAUUAGCAGCAAGAAGUUUGAUGACCGGCCCAAGGGGAAGCACGCAUCGUCGGCUACAUCUAAAGAGGACUCAUGGACCUUAUUUAAACCACCCCCAGUUUUUCCAGUGGACAAUAGCAGUGCUAAAAUCGUUCCCAAAAUAAGUUAUGCAAGUAAAGUUAAAGAAAACCUCAACAAAGCAGCUCAAACCCCAUCCACGUCGUCUUCGUCAUCUUCAUCAUCUGCUGGGGAAACUCAGGCCCAAACAUCUAGUCGACUGUCCCAGGUCCCCAUGUCUGCUAUGAAAUCUGUUACUUCUGCUAGCUUCUCGAAUGGGCCCAUUCUAGCAGGGACUGAUGGAAGUGUGUAUUCUCCAGGGACCCAGCCACUGCUCUCAACUGCUGCUAGUACUGUACCAUCAACCUCCUCUGAGUCGGUAGCCCAGGACAUGAGUACAACUUCAACCACUCUCGAACAAAAGAAAUCUAGCCUUUUUAUCUACCCUUCAAAUAUGCAAACUGUGCUUCUGGGUACAGCGCAAGUCGAUUUCCCAUCGCAGACGAAUCAGCAGAACCUGGGAGAUAUCUUUCAGAAUCAGUGGGGCUUGUCUUUCAUAAAUGAGCCCAGCGCUGGGCCCGAAACUGUCGUAGGGAAAUCUGCGGAUAAUCAGUUAAUGGAAGUGACAUUUCAAGGGGAAUAUCCUGCCACUUUGGUUUCACAGUGUGCUGAAAUCAUUCCCUCAGGAACUGAACAACCUGUGUUUCCUAAGGCUUAUGAGCUGGAUAAACGGACUAGCCCUCAAAUUCUUAGUGCUAUUCUUAAGCCUGGGACUGCUGUUGAGGGUGGUGUCUUAGCUUUGGAGUCGCAUCACACAGGUGACCUACAAAAGGCAGACACCGGUAGCCAAGGUGCUUUAGUGUUUCUUUCAAAAGACUAUGAAAUAGAGAAUCCUCUGGCCUCUCCCACGAACAAUUUGCUAGCCUCCGCCAAAGAACAGAGGUACCAGAGAGGCCUAGAAAGGAAAGAUAGCUGGGGUUCUUUUGACCUGAGGGCUGCUAUUAUAUAUCACACUAAAGAAAUGGAAUCGGUUUGGAAUUUGCAGAAGCAAGAUCCCAAAAGGAUAAUCACUUACGAUGAAGCCAUGGAUCGCCCGGAUCAAUGAAGGUAGCAAGACGAGACUGCCUGUUAUAACCUUUCUGCAGCAUUUGUGCUGUUCGUGGGGGACAAAAGGCUUUUAUGCUCCUUCUAAAUCUUCAGUGCAGCAGAGGAACCAUAACUAGAAUCACAGGAUAAUAUAUACAAAUAUAUAUAUAGUUAUUUAAAAAUGGCAACUGAAAGUAAUUAGACUUCUUAAGGAAUCUGAAAAUUUAUUUCAACGAGACUACACACGUGAUUAUUUAAUCUCCGGUACUGAAUAGAAUUUUUUUGUUUUGUUUUGUUUUUGUUUAAAGAGUGAAUGCAAGUGAUUAAUGAAUACAGACUCAAUUUACAAGCCCGGUUCUAAAGUUCCUGCUGUCGUCUACAUGGGCAACAGCAACCCGCUGGAGAGGCAUUUCCACUUGACAAGGUUUCUGUUUCUUGUUCUGUGACUGUAGUGACACACUAAUCACAGGGAAAUCAGGAUGAUUCACCAUCCUUCAUCUCCCCUUUCCCUUCCACCUCCCCUAUUUGUUUUUUGUUGUUUUUUUUUUUUUUUUUUUCCUGUUUUGUUUUCCAUUGAAUGCUGGAGAAACGCCUUGAAGUUUGCAGUUGUUUUGUUUCGGUUUUUUUUUUUUUUUCCCAGAGAAUUAUAAUCCACAUGUUUUGCCAGGAGUAAAGCAGCAACCCUAUGCUGGGGAUAUUGUUUUAAAGCAUCAUUCUUCUGGGGGAAAGAUGGUAAUAUUACAGUUCUAGGAUGCAUGGUGAAGUCACACAGUUGACCUGGCUCCGGUUACUCAUUGGACUAUUGCAUCUGAAGAGUUACUUCAUUUUAAAAGACAACAUGCAAAAAUAAGCAGUCUGUUUAGGCAUUUAAUAUGGAAAAAAAACAACAAAAAAAACAUUGUUCCCACAGUUUAAUGCCAUUGUAUUAGUGGGAGCAAAAAAAAAAAAAAAAGUAUCUUCUGCUUUCAACUGUAGGUGCUUCAUAUUUCUCUGUCUGUCUCCUAACACUAAAUGUGCUGGAUUUUUUUUCCCAUUUUCAUUGGAAAACUGAAGAGGAAUUGAGUUCUGCUAACUUUCACCCUUCUUGAAUUAUUUUUUUUCUCUUGAACAAAAAAAAUCAAAAUUAAAAAAAAACAAGGAAAAAAAAAAAAAAAAAGGAAAAAAAAAAUGGGAAUUUGAAUCCUUUUCAAUUUGUCCAUAGAAGGCCAAUGGCUGGGCUUCCCACACCUGCCCGUUGGAAAUGCUCUUUUAUAUUUUAAUGCAGUCUGUGUAUUUCCGGGCUCUGCUUCUAAUUAUCUCUUAAUAAAAAUAUAUUUUAUUACAAAAACGGAGGACUUAGGAUUGAAAAUAACAAUUUAAAAAUUCAAAAAAAAAAUAAAUUCCAAGGAAAGGAAAGCUUCCUAGCAGUGGUAGAGAAGGCCCCAGCCGUGUAACCCACUCUGUCCCAUUGCAGCUUGUGUAGUGCGUCCAGAUUAUCUUGGGGUUGGGUAGUUUUUCUGGGUUUCUUAACAGGUGGAAAGUUCACAGGGUCCAGUGUAAGAGCGAGCAAUGAAUGAAGCAAAAGUGGGGUUUGUGACCUGCCCCAGCUCCACACGUACCCAGUGCUCAUCGUGGGUGUUCGUGGCCAGAUGCUGGUUUAUGUACGGCGGGUGCCAAGGCCAGCAGCAGUUGGAGGCUCCUAAAAUUAGACUGGACCCUAUGGGGCAUUACAGGAAGCAGAUAAGCCCGAAACUCUUGCCUACCCCUUGUGCUUAGAUUUAUCCACUUCUUUUUUGUUUUGUUUUGUUUUUGUUAGCUAGAAGUAUGUAGCAUGUGGGGUUUUUUUUUAAUUGUUUUUGUUCUUUUAAUAAGAUUGUUCCUGAAUGAAACGCUUCAAUUCAUGGUGGGACAAUGAAACUUAAUUCUGUAUCUUUUGUAAGAUUGCUAGCUUUCUGCCACGCUUAGUUUUACAAGUUUUGACUAUGGAUUGCCUACUCCAUUUUAUGUAUAAAAUACUAUAUAGUAUAAUACUGUAGUGUAAUACUAUAUAGUAAUCAUGUAUUGUAUCAGUCCAGGUUCAGAAGUGUGUGGUUGGCCAGUCACAAAUAGUUCUGUUUCACCUAUAAACUGUACCACCUUUGCAGGUGUGUGUAACUUGCAGAUGUAUAACAUGUUUACAGAUGUGCCCGACACCUAGUCCUCCAACGUUCCUAUUUUUAAUUCUGUUGAGUCUCCCAACUGCUUGCCAAAAGUUUGGAAUCGCCUCCAGCUCCGCUGUGGAAGAGCUGGGGCAUUCCUGAGCUUUAAAGUGUUGAACAAACUGGACGGUGGGACUGGGGAAAUUAAGGUGGAAGAAAUGUUCUUUUUUUAUUAUUAUUAUUAUUAUUUUGAACAAGUUGAAGGGUAAUAGCAGUGUUUCCAGUUUGUUUUACUGGCUUUAAGGCUCUGCUGUGUAUUUGUUUGCCUUGUGUAGUCACUUGUCGCCUUAAGGGCUGGGUUCCAUUAAAAAAAAAAAAAAAAAAAAAAAAAGGAAAAAAGAAAGAAAAGAAAAAAAAAAAAAAAGACAAAAACAAAUCCUGUUUUGCUUACCUGGGGUCUGUGCUGUCCUGGUACCCCUGCCCCCCCGAUCCGCUCUCGGGGCUGGCCCGAUGCAGAAGCUGCACAGCAAUAACCCGUGCUGAAUCUGACCCCGCGCCUUUAGAAAGACCCGAGUCUUGCUGGCUAUUGGAGGAUGCUCGUCCUGGCCUAGUCCGGUUUGUCUUCUAAAUAGCAAAAGAAGUGCUGGAAGGAACACGGUUCAAGGGACGGGUUGGGUUGGUUUUGUCCCUGCUGCUUUGCCUCGCUGCGCGUGGCCCCUUGCCCACGGGACCCAUCCAGAAAAACACCCUCUGCAGCUUCUCUGCUGUAUUUCUGACCAUCCUCUCUUCAAACGUCUGUCUGUCCGUCUGUCUCCAUGAGCGCUGCGGCGCGUGCUCAGCGCUAAGCAGUUAGGAAAUCCUCUCUCUGAGCUCCUGGAGCUCCGGCUUGCCGGUGCAGGCAAUAUUUCUAGGAUAGACUAUUGCCUAGAGCCAGGCAGGACCGUGGAAGAAACUUCCUCGUGCUGUUGUGUAACUCACCCUGUUGCUGUCUGCAGUCCUCCCGAAGUCCUCACACAAUUCUUUACUGAGCACUUAUUAAAAAUAUCUUAAGAUUUAAUCUGUUUUCUGAUUAUUUUUGUGUAAACUUAUAUAAAAAAAAAAAAAAGGGGGUGGGGGGGGGGAAAAAAAAAAAAAGAAAACCCUGAAAUUGAGCUGUGACUAAUUUAGCACAUUUAAAUAAUGCUAAGGUGUUACUGAUAAGUCUCAUGUUUUGUUUUUGUUUGACUCAGAGUACUAGUACUGUAGCAUAAACCAAAUACAGCCCGGGAAGGGGUGCAGCAGCCUCCUCUCCCGGGUCUGCACCCGAGGGUGUUGGUGCGUGCGGGGGGCAAGGAGCAUCUUUCUUGCGUAAGGAGAGCGAGCGUGUAUUUAUUUGUGCCAUUGUUUUCAUUACACUGAGUAAAGUACGUUUUUAAAACAUAAACCCUUCAGUAGGUGUAGUAUCAGAAAGUGGCACCAAGGGUUGAGAUCAUGACCUAUUUUUUUUUUUUUUGUUAGCUAUGAAGAUACUAAUUCAGGUUAAGGUUUCUCUCAUUUCUGUUGCCGUUGUGGGUCUGAUGAGUCCCUUUCCUCUGGUUCCCUUGCCAAGCUGUCUAUUUAUUGGAGUAAGGAUUCCUGCACGGGCAGGGGGCUCUCUCCUUUCUCCUCUGGUCUUUCUCCACCGUUCCUGCUCUGCUGGCAGGUCCUGCCCCUUGUUUCUUGUACAGGGUCUGGUGUAACGGGGUCUGGGGUGUGUACCGCCAGCCAGAUCCAGCACGGGAUCUGCUUUCUCUUCGGUGGAUUGGGGAGUGUUUCCUCCGCUCCAAGAGAUGAUUUAAAAGCUGCUCCCGUCUCCGGUGAUGGUGGUUUGGAGACCUUCAGCCUCUGUGCUCCCUCCCACCCCGCCGGUCUGGUGGCCUGGCAGUGCGAUGGCUUUCAAGGUUUGGUUGGAUCUCGGUUGUGAUUUAAGGUCAUCCAUGAAACCUGUUUUUGUUGUUAGAAAUCUCUCUCUCUGACAAUGUGGAUUGCUCCAGGGCAUGGAUUCUGUCGCUAACCCACUUCAAGCCAUCGCCCUUUCUGAACUGUAAAUCCCGCUGUUUGCCUUUUGUAGCUGCUGUGAACUCCUUUGAUAUGUGGAAAUGGAAAAAAACCCUGAUUCUCAUUCGGCAGCUGGGAGCGGGUGACAGGGUGAACCGGCUAGCUAAAUCGAAAGGAAAACUGCUUCCUGAUAGGGGGGAAAAAUAGGGGGGGAAAAAAAAAAAAGAGAAAUGGAAGUUGUCCUUUCAGUUGUGUGUGUAAUUAGUGCUUUUCACCUUCAAGAGAGCAUUACCGUGGCACGAUAGCAUCCUUUCCAGAAGUGGUCGAUGACCUCAGGGACAUCUGGGAGCGAUGGCAUUCACAGACAUGUUUCAGAACUGCUGGUAGUUUUCCUGUGUGUUCAGGUUUUGCUCUUGAUUCAGCAUUUUCAGUAAAUUGCUAAGGUGUCUGAAGCUUUCAGGCCUCUCGUCCCUAGAAGAUUUUUCUGUACGUACGUCCACAGUGAUUUGUUUUCUUUACAGAGGCUGUUUACAAGGGAGAUGGUCGAGGUCAGGAGGGGAGAGAACGGGGCUACACCUAAUUUAAAGCUGCUACAGGUUUUCACACCGGCGCGCGAGGCAGGAGGAGGGCUGGGGCUGGAGGAGCGCUAGCGUGGUAGAGUAGCCGAAGAAGCCAGAGUAAUUCUAGCUUUGGCCACCAUGAGAGUAUUUUUUCCAUGCAAAAAGAGCCCCUGGCGCAGGCAGUUGAGAAGCAGGAACCUGGGCUGGUGCGAAGGAGCAGAAGAUCCCGGUGUGCGCUGCCGGACGCGCUGCCUUCCAGAGAUUCUGGAGCUUUAGACGUUUGCACAAUGCGUGUUACACCACAGGGUAAGGCUGGCUUCCUCCUAUCCUGCCCGAGAUCCUCCGGCCCGGCGGACGUCUGGGGAGGUAGAGGAGAGCUCGGGGUGGGCUUGUGCUGGUGGCACGAGCCCCUCGGGGGGACGCUGCGGGGGGGGUCGGGCUGCUCGCUGUCCCGGGACAGGAGCAAAAGGCAUAGCUGUGCUUUCCCCGGGGGGUGCCGAGCUGUAUUUACCUUGACUGUUAAUCAGAAAGCUUCGUAUAACGUGUCCAGAGCUCUAAAGCCAUUUUGUAAGAUAGCAGUAUCCCUUUUCCACAGCCUUAUUAAUGAGUAGAGUAUCUUUAAAAAGGAAAAAAAAAAAAAAAAAAAAGAAGUUCAUUUCUUUCUGUGGUAUGAAACUUGUGUACUGCAAACAUAUGAAUGUUUAGCAAAAACACAACUACAUUUUCUUAAAAAAACAACAAAAACCCAAAAAAACUGUCUGCUUUCCAUACGGUCUUUCCUCAGGUGCUAAAUAAGGGUUCCAAAAACGGAUACUGCUUUAGGAGUUUCUGCUUUAUUCUUAAAAUACAUAUUUUUUUGCUUAGGUGUUGUAAAGAUAUUUUAACAAGAAUGUUUUUUUAAUGUAAAUAAGAUUGUGUCUUUAAUUUUUGUUUUAUCUCCUUUUUGUCUAUAUUGAAUAGUCUAAUUUUCAUUUUAUCCUUUUGAGAAGGACCCUCUUAUGACCUUCCUUGAAGACAUUUCAUUAAGUGUUGCUGCAUUUAAGAACGAAUCUACAACUGUUCAUUGUCUUGGAUUAAUGCUGCUGCUGCUAUAAGUAACCCUGAAAAUCAAGAAUGUGUGAUGCACUUUUUUUUUUUUUUUUUUUUUUUUUUUUUUUUUUAAUUUACAUGACCAUACAGUUCCUCUGCGGAUGGUUGAACCCUCCUGUGACACAGCCACUAACUCUGCGGGUAGCGUAGGACCUGGGGAGCCGGGGUGUAGGAGAGGGGUGUACCUGAUUUUGGUGCUGACCUAUGGGAAUUUCUAUGCAAACGCAAGCAAAGGAGAACUCUUAACUUUGAAAGAACACUGUGCAUUUUUAUUUUAUUUUUUUUUUUCUCUCCUUCCUUUUCUCAAGCUGCUAUUGGGAGGGUAGUGCAAAUCCCCGAGGUUUUCAACUUCUCCUUCCUCGAUGGCCGGUGGUGUGGGAAGGAUGCCUGGGUAGAUGUAAGGUAGAAGAGUCUCAACUGUUGUCUCCGCUUUUAAUAUUUUUGUUUUCUAUUUGAAUCUGUCCAUGGAAGGAAAUUGCUCAUCUCUGCAAAAAGGUCUUUUGAAUGCUUUAUCUCAAUGUGAAGAUAACCAGCAGUAUUACAGGUUUCAUGGCCUCCCUCCUGCCUGCAGCCCCGGCCCUGCGGGGUCGCGGGCUCCUCCAGCUGCACUCGGGUGCUGGGGAGCGGCUGGUGCCCAGAGUCAGAUGUUUUCUGAGAAAAAAGCGAGGCCAGGCCAUCUACCCAGCUGAAACCAGACGGCUGAGGCGUGAAAACCCACAGUUUAGGGAGCAGCGAGGCGCUGCCGCGGGGCACGGGCAGCUCCAGAGCCUCUUGUUUCAUGGGUCACACCUGGACCACCGUGGGGGGAUGUGUGCUGUGAAGGAGGAGUUUAUUGGAGAGGAAAAAAGGGAAUUUACUUGACUAUUUAUAGAUCCUUUACAAGACAGAGUACCUCUGUAAAGUGAGGGAAGAGUAAGAAAGGUCUAAAGUAAUGUAGGAAAAACGCUUGGAGAUUGUAACAGCCUGGAAAAUAGUAUUUAAGUACCCUAGGCGAGAACUCUCUGCCUGUGGAAUCAGUUUAUUCAGCACCGGUUUUAAUUUUCAGCCAGCGUUUGCUCUUCUACACACAUGGGAGUGUGUGUACAUCUGACUCAAUGUGCCUUGCGUGCGUGCUUAAGUCUUUCUGGAGAGAGUUUGUGGUGGUGUGUGAGCUGCGGGGAGGUGGCCGGGCUCCCGGCGGGCAGCACGGUGACCGUGCCCCAUCUACAGCCGAGGGCUCGUUACUGUCCCGGUGACCCACCGGAUCCACGCGGGACGUGGGCUCGAGCCUGCGUAGCGGCUGGCUUACAGUUUGGGGGCGAUGUCCUGUGGGGUGGCACCUUCCCUUCCCUAACACAAGCCGUUUUUCUGUGACUUUGGAGGGGAGGGGUGAGGGGAGAGAAAGAGAAGCUGCUUUGCCUGUUCUGCAGACAAAAACAAGCAUCGCCGUGCUUUGCCAGCAAAGCCAAAACAAGCGGAGGUCUGGAACCGGCUUUGCUCUGGAGUUGGGGCUCUCUGCAGCACCGGGGAUCCUCUUACCCGGGGGAUUUAUUCCCUUCCAGCUUGUGGUUCUUGUUACUGUGGGGUUUUUUUCUUCUUUUUUUUUUUUUUUUUUUUUUUUUUUUUUGUAAAGGAGAAGUAAACAUGCCUUGCUUAAAGUUAACAAAAUAGAAAUGCUUGUUUGCAGUCAGUGACUCAGAAUACGAAGCUGUGCAAUUCUUGUUUCUUCAUCUCUCUCCCGAUUCACUCGCCCCAAUGUGUGAUUUCUGUCCGAGUCUUUCUGUACUUCUGCCACUGUAAAUGUGAAAGCUUGCUUGCAUUAUUUUUUAGAAAUGCAUUUUGCACACUCGGGUUUCGCUGAAGCUCCGUGAAGAGGUUAGUUUGAAGCAGAUGAAUAAAGCUAUGCACAUGUUUUGAAAGUUUAAU